Molecule: messenger RNA, 333 nt
Organism: Cercopithifilaria johnstoni
Lineage: Eukaryota; Metazoa; Nematoda; Chromadorea; Rhabditida; Onchocercidae
Source: the annotation of a GenBank genome assembly
AUGGGUAGAUCGGAGUUAUGGGAAAAUUUAAUUUUUACUGCUUAUUGCAUUUAUCGUAUAUUUAUUGCAAUUGAUUUUAUUGCGCAAAAUGCUAAGUUUGCAUCGGAAAAUAAUAUUUAUGGAUGGAUUGAAAAUCAUAAUUGGCGUAAGUUUUUAUUAGUAAAAAAAGAGGCUGGCAAAAAGGAUCCGGUUGAACAGAAUUAUAUGGAAGGCCAACAUCAACUGAUUAAAUUGCCAUUUUUUAUUCGAUGUGAAAAACAGAAGGAAGAUGGAAAACAAUGUAAUUAUGAUAUUAAUUACAAUGAUAAUCCAUAUAAAUCAUCUAUAAUUUAA